This is a messenger RNA of Trametes versicolor FP-101664 SS1, 4178 nucleotides long. RefSeq lists its product as uncharacterized. NCBI's taxonomy places the organism in Eukaryota, Fungi, Basidiomycota, Agaricomycetes, Polyporales, Polyporaceae. The record is from RefSeq and is a predicted model, not a curated record. The coding region runs from base 49 to 4056 and encodes 1335 amino acids. The transcript has 2 exons.
GGGCCCUCCACCCCGUCCAAGGCCGCGCCAGCACCCCCGCAGCUGCAGAUGGAGAACUGGGACGACGAUUUCCAGGACACCGACUCGCCCGGACCUGCAGCACGACGCCGGAACACGGCCGCGACGCACCCGCUCGAGGCCCCAACCGAGCGCCCCGGGGAGGUCGAGAACUGGGACGACGACUUCGAAGACGGCGGUGGCGGCGGCGGCGGUAGCGAGGGCGCACGGACAGCGGGGGGUGCGUCGCCAGGGCGCAGGCGGACCCCGCGCAAGCGCGGCUCCUGGCCGUCCUCGGACGAGGAAGACGACGACGACGGCGAGUACGGGUUCGGGGAUGGGGAAGACCGGACCGUGACCUCGCGCACGCGCGGCGCGGGCAUGGGCAUGCACAUCCCGUUCCAGCUGCCCGUCGACCACCCGCCGAUGCCUCCCCUGCCGCCGAUGCCGUCGCCGUUCCCGCGCUCGCCCACCGCCUCUGUCUUCUCCGUCCCCGUCUCGUCCACGACCGGCCGCGAGUCCGUCACGGGGUACUCGUACUCGUCGACCGCGCACCUUGCGCUCCGGCCCACGCUCUCGGGAGGGUCCGCUGCGAGACUCGCGCUCCUGCCGCCCAGCCCGCCGAUCCAUCGCGAGCGGAGACGGUUGCGGAAGAAGUCGCGGCCCCCGCCGAACUUCGAGGACGGCAUCUUCGAGCUGGACGACCGCGCGGAGAUCGUCGACCCGCCCAUGGCGCGUCCGGUGACGCCUGAACAGAAGAAACCAAGCCCCGGCGCAGACGAGCCCUCCGCAUACGACGCUGCCAACACAACCGCCCCAGCCUCUUCCGGCAAGACGCCCCUCCUCUCUCGCAUCGGCUCCGUCGGCAAGAAGUGGAACGCAGGGCGCAAGAAGCGCGUGAGCACGGGCCCGACCGAGGUCGCGCUCCACGAAGCGACCGCGCAAGCGGAGAGCGGCGGGAGCUCGCGCCCGACGAGCUUCAUCGCCUCGACGUCCCCCGGCUCCGCAGGCGGGCGCAACUGGUUUUUUCGCGCUGGUGGCGGCGGUCACGGCCCCCAGGGGUCGCCACCGAGGCGCGAGGGAGCCCUAAAGAGCGAGAAGAGCGUCGAGCGCCUGCUGCACCUCAUGCGCGCCGAGCAGCGCGGGCGUGAGCCCGACACGCCUUUAUCCCGCGAGAAGAAAGGCAAGGAGCGGCGGCACGCGCGCGAGAGCACCGCGGGUUCGUCCGCGCUCCCGCAGGACCUCGACGAGCCGAUGGACGGCAGUGGGGUGCCCACCGCGACGCUGCUGUUCGGGAUCCCGCGCCGGCCGACGUCCAUGCAGAUCUCGCAGUCGUCCUCCGGCGGCUCGGGCUCAAGCUGGGCGAGUUCCCAUCCGCCCGUCCCGCGGCACGCGUCGUACGGCGACGGGCGACACCGGCGCCCGGUGACCCCUAGCAGUCGCGCGAGCUCGAAGCAGCGGUCCGCCAGUGCGAGCGUCGAGGAUGUGCAUCAUCGCAGCAAGAAGAGCUCGACGGCGACUCGGGAGACCAUGGACGACCGCUCGAGCGACGCACACAGCUCGGCCGCCCAUCACGAGCGGCCGCCGCUGCCUAUACCGCCGUCAGAGCCGCCCGGGGAUAAAGACAAAGAAAAAGAGAAGGAGAAGGGCAGCAGGCGGUUCAUGGGCGGGAUGCGGCGGAUCAGCCUGGUGGGCAGCGGGAAGCACAAACGCACGAAGAGCACCGCGGCGGAGGACGUCAAGGAGCCCCCGCCAGAGAAGACGUCGCCGCCGCGUUCGAAGCUGAACAUGGAGACGCUGUACGACCAGAGCACGCCGCGCCCGCCGUCGCGCGUCAUCCGGAGCUCGCAGGACGUGCUGCUCCCUCCGAUUGAGCUGCAGCCGCCGUCGCCGCCGCGCGCGAAGCGGGGGACGAAGACGCCGCCGUCUGGUGCGACGCCGACACGACGCUCACUGACCGGUGGCCGACCGACCCUUGAACCGUCGCGCUCGCACCCGACGCUCUCUCCGCGGUCGUCGCUCAGUCAGACAUCUUCCCACGAAACCUCCCUCCCCACCAUCCCGUCUCCCCUUCCAUCCCCGACGCGACCAAAGCCGUCGACGUCCCCGGUGCAGACCGCGUCGCUCGGCCGGACAGCACUCCCUCCAAAGGAGCGCGAGACCCCGAUCAACUCGUCAGUUCUACGGCGCAACUCGCUGGGCGAUCUCAAGAUUCCAGCCCGGAUCAGCCAGGCGCAAGUGAGCUUGCGGCGGGAUCUGACCAUGGUGCGCGACUUUGCGUCGAGCGUGGAGCAGCUCAAGCAGCUUCAGUCGACGUAUAGCGCCCUUGUCGUCCAGGUCCGCGAGCUGCUCAGCGACUCGCAGGAGUCGCAGUCGCGGCCCGUGUCCCCCAAUUUCAUUCACCUUCCUCGGCCUGUCCUGCGGACCCGCUCGAACACCAAUCCUGCUGCGAACAACGCCCCGAACCGCAACCAACUCAACGCCGCGUUCCUGAACAUCGAGGCCAAGUACCGUCUCUCGUGGGAGUGCGCCGAGCUCCUCGUCGACCUCGCCGGCGGUGCCCCAAACCCAUCUGCUUCGCCUCCACCAUCAUCGAGCCAGUCCGCGCCUGUCGUCCCGACCUCCAUCGACGGCAGGAAGAGCCGCGAGCGCGCCAUCACCCUCGCCGGCGACGAACAGAAACCGGUCAUCACCCCUGCGCCGCACGGCGCGACCUCUCCCCCUCUCGCGAGCCCACCUUCGCAGUGGCGUGCGUCAACAGGACGACACGAUCUCAGCCAGCGACAGCUUCUCCUCCUGCGGGAGAUGCUCAACAACCCGGACCCGUCGGCGACGAUGUCGUUCGAGCCGGGCAUCCCCGAGGAGGACAUCAACCGCAACUGGCGUUGGGGCGACGCGAUGAACAGCACGGUUACGCUACCGAGCGAGGAGUCCGGCGGGCAUCAAUACGGGACGGUACCUUCACCGACGAAGAAGCGGCGCACAAGCCGGCUCGGUAUGCGCGGCCUGCGCGACAUGCUCAAGUCGCUGAAGAAGUCAUACUCCGAGACGGGCCAGAGCCCUGUGUUGCCACGCGUGCCCGCGUCGACCUCGUCGGUGUCAGCGAGUACAGACUCCUCGCUGAACCUGAACUCCCGCCCACAGUCCGUUGCCCAGCGCCGCCGUGCGAAGACUAGUACGGGUCCGGAGUCGAUCGCGUCGCGGCGGGACAUACAUCCCAACUCCCCGUACGGCACGACGCCCUCCUUGCCGCACAAGUCCUCUCCGCGCCGCCCCUCGCUCGCCUCCAUCUUCCGCAUCGGUCAGAAGAGCAAGCCGUCUGCGUCCGCAGCCGGCGCAGGCCCCUCCGUCGACGACCUCAGUUCGAACGCGGCGGGCCUCACGAGCAGCGACUCGGGUCUAGCGAGCGGCACGAGCCUCGGCGACGACCUCGAAGAGGAUUGGGACCGCGUCGAGUCUGUCUCCGACCUCGACCACGCCGCUCGUUCGCUCGGAAUCCCGAUAUCUUCAGAUGGAACGGCGACCGUGCGCGGCAAGAAAGGCAAGUCCCCGUACCUCUUCCACCGCGACCUCCGCCCCGAAACCCCGCGCCGCGGCCCCGACGCGUCGGGCUCGUCCAUCUGGAGUCCGGGCUCGGAGUCCCCCAAGAAACUGUCCGCGAUACCCCCUUCCACCCUCCAGUCCUACCAGCGCUCCAUCAAACUCUCCGACGUGCGCGAGUCCGGCGAGGAGGGUGGCGGCCACUCCGCGCGCGCGCUCUCGCGCAGCAAGCACCGCCAAUCUGCGCCGAGCCCAAGCCCGCGCCGCCCGCCCUCGCGUAACCGCAAGAACCCCACCGGCUCCGUGCGCUCCGCGCCGCCGCAGCCCUGGGGCACGCCGAGCCCAGACCUCGCGCCGGGCGCGCUGCCCGACGUCAAGCUCGCGAUGGCCCCCGAGAACAUCAAGCCUCUGCUCGAGAAUGCGCGCGAGGUGCACCUGCGCUGCGCGGACUGCAUCGCGGAACUCGAGGCGCUGCUCGCGAGCGGCGUCCAGCCUCCCGCGCACGCACAGGGGCAGUAGGUCCCUCUAAUCGUGUGCGCAUACCAAGUACUAUUACGACCCGUUUACGCUGCUACAUUAUCAUUUUUGUGCGCUGCUUUCGUAUACGCUAUCACGUUCUGCCAUGUAUCUAACGUCGCUUC